Dermacentor silvarum is the source of this 2769-nucleotide messenger RNA. Its product is annotated as solute carrier family 28 member 3. Lineage: Eukaryota; Metazoa; Arthropoda; Arachnida; Ixodida; Ixodidae. The record is from RefSeq and is a predicted model, not a curated record. Gene Ontology annotation, biological process: nucleoside transmembrane transport. Gene Ontology annotation, cellular component: membrane. Gene Ontology annotation, molecular function: nucleoside:sodium symporter activity.
CUUCUGGCAAGAACUACCGCCAAUGCCAGCCAGCAUGCGCACGUGCCAUUGGCGGGUGCUGAGUCGAAGAAGAAGCUCGCAGCUGUCAGCCUCAAGCGUUUCAAAGGAACAAGCAAGCAAACAAGCAGGGACCCAAUGUCUCGCAUCAAGAACAGGCUGCGCGGGUCGGAGGAGAGCUUGGCGUCGGCCGACGACUCCAUCGACGAGACGCGCAGCGUGAUGUCCUUCAUCCUGUCGCGGCUGCCCGAACACGCGUCCGCCUCUGGUAUCGCUGCUGCCGGCGCUGUGCCAGCACUGAGCACUGGCGGGAGUCCGUCGCCGCUGGCGGAGGGCUCCAGCGGAGACGGCGAUGGCACCACGCUCUCCCUGCCGGCACCGUACCCCGUGGAGGUGCGCAAGCUGCAGUGGACCGCCGUGGCCGCCCACCUCCCGGGGCUGCUCAAACUGCUGCUGCUGCUCGCCGCGCAUGCGCUCCUCGUAGUCGCAUUCCUCGACACCGGAUGGGACCACAAGGCGCGCAGGCAGGCCAGGGCAAAAACCCUCUACAAGCAACACCACCACGACCGCCUCACGGUGUGUGUCGACGCCGCUAGCUACCCACACAAACCGGCCUAUGCUGUUAGUGUAGUGUCACAUCAGCUUCGUUACACCACAGCAGCCACAAUACUGGCACGCACGUCCCUAGAGUCGGAGGAGACUGCCAUAGCUCUGGCCAUAUCCACCACUGCUGCCGAGGUUAUUCUUAGCGACUCCAACACUGCAAUCCGCAACUACUCCAAAGGCCGAGUUCAUGAACCGGAGCCGUGGUGCCAGGGCUCGGGCUUUCUGCUCCUGCUGCUGGCAAUGCUGGACGCGUGGCUGUUGUGCGGACUCUGCGUACGCUGGAUGCCCAGCAAGAAGGUGGCCGCCAUGAAAGAACGCACCAGGAAGCGGGCUCUGUGGCUCAGCGAACGGAAGUGGAUCGGCAGGACUGCUUGGACCGUGGUGUGGCUCGCCGUGCUUCUGUUUGUCGCCAUCAACUCGCGACUGCACCGACCCCGUGUCACGGCCUGCUUCGGAAUGCUUCUUCUGGUCGGCUUCGGAUACGUCUUCUCCAAGAACCGUAACAAGGUCAAGUGGCGCCCCGUGCUGAGCGGCUUCCUGCUCCAGUUCGUGCUGGGCCUGCUCCUGGUGCGCUGGAAGGUCGGCCGUGGCGCCCUGCUCUGCGUCGCCGACAAGAUGAACGCCGCCAUCGCGUUCGCCGGCCACGGGGCGCGCUUCGUGUUCGGCUACCUGGCCACGGGACAGCUUGACGGGGACGGACUGCCCCAGCAGAACGCUGGGCUGACGAUGAGAAACGUGCUGUCUGCCGUGGUGUUUUUCGGUCUUCUGGUGUCGUUGUUGUGCCAUUACGGGCUACUGCAGUGCCUCGCACUCAAGGUGGGGCGCCUCAUGGCCGUCGUGAUGGGCACCACCAUUUGCGAGUCCUUUUGCGCAGCCAGCAACGUGUUUCUAGGCAUGGCCGACUCGGUGCUCCUGAUAAAGCCGUGCCUGGCGCAGCUGACCAGGUCCGAGAUCCACUGCGUCAUGACCUGCGGCUUCGCCACCAUAUCGGGAAGCCUGUUCGCCGUCUUCACGACCUUCGGCGUGAAAGCCGAGGACAUGAUCGCCGCCUCAUUGAUGUCGGCGCCGGCGGCGCUUGGAUUCUCCAAGCUUUUCUACCCCGAGACAGAGGAGAGCUGUGCCGGCCUUGAGAAGAUCAGCGACCCCCGUAAAAGCCGUCCCGGCUGCACCCUGCUGGAGUCCGUGUCGCACGGCUUGUCGGCGCAGCUGCGGGUGGCGGCUCACGUGGUGGCCUCGCUGCUGGGAUUCCUGUCCUGCAUGGCGCUGGCCGACUCGCUGCUCGCCUACCUGGGAUCCCUCGUGGGAUGGCAGUUCGUCACGCUCAACUGGCUGCUGGGCCGGCUGUUCGUGCCGCUGGCCCUGGCAAUGGGCGUCGGGCUUCACGAGUGCUCGCGCGUCGCCUCCCUGCUGGGUCUGAAGGCCGCUCUCAACGAGGUCGUGGCCUACGGCCAGAUGGGCGAGCUGGCACGGGGCGGCUUGCUGUCCCUGCGCUCGCAGCUGCUGUGCGCGCACGCGCUGUGCGGCUUCUCGAGUCUCGGUGCCCUGGGCGUCCAGCUGGGCGCCUACGCCGCCCUGGCGCCCGAGCGCCUCUCCGACUGCGCGCGCGUAGCAGGACGCGCCCUGGUCGCUGGCUCGCUGGCAUGCUUCAUGACCGCCUGCACUGCCGGAGCGCUGACGGACACUGCGGGCUACGAUGUCCCAACGGCCUUCAAUAGCUACGACUUUGUUUAGAAGGCAACAAUAAAAAAUGACAAGACAUAUUUCUGCUACAUUACAAAACAUUAUAUAGCGAAGUUCAUUCACACUUAUAAUUUAGAAGAAAAAUACAAACGACGGCUUUAAAUGAGCAUGACACGAUACAUGGAAGCUUAGCUGCCCAUUUACCUCGACGUUUAACUUGAACAUAGUUGACGUUCUGUCUAGGAAGAUUAGAAAUUCAUUAGAAAUAUGCUGCUUGUUCUGGCUAUAAAAGCUUGAGAAUUGUGUGAUGCUUUGAGCUCUUGGGACAGCAAGCAUAGUGGUCCGUGCAAUAUACCCUCCCGGACAAUAUACCAAUGAAAAAGUCACGCGGAAAUUUCUCUGGAAGUUGUCUUAAGUAUGCGUAAGCAUUGUGCCACUUGCUCACCUCCACGCAACCCGGUGUCAUUAUCAGUGUUAUGAAACUUG